AUGUUUAACGGUAUGAUGGAUCCUGACUUGAUCAGAAUCGCUCAGGAACAGAUGAGUCGUAUGUCACCUGCUGAAUUGGCUCGGAUCCAACAACAGAUGAUGUCUAAUCCAGAGCUGAUGAGAAUGGCUUCAGAAAGCAUGAAGAACAUGAAUCCUGAAGAUUUUAAACUUGCCGCUGAACAGUUAAAGCAUACUCGGCCUGAAGAAAUGGCCGAGAUUGGUCAGAAGAUGGCUAAUGCAACCCCUGAUGAAGUAGCGGCUAUGCGUACCCAUGCUGAUGCUCAGAUCAAAUAUCAAUUGAAUGCGGCUGAGAUGCUGAAGAAGCAGGGAAAUGAAUUUCACAGUCAAGGGAGAUUCAAUGAUGCUUUGCAGAAGUAUAAGCUGGCUAAGGAAAAUAUCAAAGAAAUUCCAUCUUUUCAAAGUAGAAAGCUUCUUUUGGCAUGCUCGCUGAACUUGAUGUCCUGUUACUUGAAGACAAUGCAGUAUGAUGAAUGCAUAAAAGAAGGUUCCGAGGUUUUGGCAUAUGAUGCAAAGAACCUUAAGGCUCUUUAUCGAAGAGGUCAGGCAUAUAAGGAACGAGGCCUGCUCCAGGAUGCCGUUACUGAUUUGAGCAUGGCACUUGAAGUGUCUCCUGACGAUGAGAUAAUUGGAGAGCUUUUACGGGACACCAAGGAACAGUUGAUAAAGGAAGGUGGUGAUUGUGCACCUGGAAGAUUAGUUAUUGAAGAAAUAACUGAAGAAGUCGAGAAUGUGCCUUCUGGAAACAACAAAAGCUCUUCUUUCGAACAAACAGUUGAUCAACAAAAAGAGUCUGGUGGCUCGUCUAAGAGCAGCAAAAUAGUUAACAAUGGAAAUCCAAAAUUAAAUUCAGACAGUUUGGAUACACUGAAAAAAGAUCCAGAAGCCAUCAGGACAUUCCAAAACUUCAUUUCAAAUGCCGAUCCUGCCACUCUGGCUUCUUUGAACAUCGGACAAUCCAAAGAUGUGUCUCCAGAUAUGAUUAAAGCAUCCUCGGAUAUGAUUGCCAAGAUGUCACCUGAUGAACUUCAAAAAAUGCUUGACAUGGCGUCUUCAUUUCAAGGGGACAACCCGUUUUUCAGAGGUUCCCCUGAUUCUCCUUUCAACCCUGGGUCGAUACCUCCCAAUGUGACACCUGAUAUGUUUAAAACAGCAAGUGAUAUGAUAAGUAAAAUGCCGGCAGAUGACCUUAAGAAGAUGUUUGAAAUGGCAUCCUUACUGAAAGGGAAAGAAUCUAUUCCAUCAUCAUCAACUGUAACUGUAAACAAGAACGAAAGAAGUGUUUCUCAGUCAAACCUCUCAUCCUCCAGUAGCAAUCAUGCUUUUGGAGAUUCAAGUACUUCUCGCGAUGCAUUUUCAAAUACGAGGAAUGCUUCAGAGCCAAACUUCCCGUCCUCAAGUACUGAUUUACAAGAACAGAUGAGAAACUUCCCAUCCUCAAGUACUGAUUUACAAGAACAGAUGAGAAACCAGAUGAAAGAUCCAGCUAUGAGGCAGAUGUUUACAUCAAUGGUUAAAAAUAUGAGCCCAGAAAUGAUGGCAAACAUGGGAGAACAAUUUGGUUUCAAGCUUUCACCAGAAGACGCAGCAAAAGCUCAGCAAGCCAUGUCAUCCUUAUCACCAGAGAACUUGGAUAAAAUGAUGCUUUGGGCGGACAGGAUUCAAAGAGGAGUUGAAUGUGCAAAAAAGACAAAGAGCUGGUUCCUAGGGAAAUCAGGCCUAGUCUUUGCAAUAUGCAUGCUCAUUUUGGCUAUCAUUCUUCACCGGCUAGGUUACAUUGGUGGCUAGAAUAAGUGUUACACAUUAUAUAAGUUUCCUUAAGGGUUAAAACUCAAGCAUGGCCUUUUGAGGUGAAAUGAUUGAAUGUGUUGUAUCUGCCAGCAAGUAACAAAGGAGAGAGGAGGGUGAAACAUAUCAUUGGUUAUUUGGAAAGUAAUGCCAUAAUGGUAUCUCAUCAGAUUUUUCAAAUUGAGGAUGUGAUUGCCACUGUUUUUUUUUUCUGUGUAAUAUAUUAUUAGCUUUUGAAUUUUGAGAACCAAGAAAGAUCCUACUAUUCAGUAAAUUUAAUCAUAUUCCAUACGCAAAAAUUUUAAUGCUA
Cicer arietinum (chickpea) is the source of this 2116-nucleotide messenger RNA. RefSeq names its product outer envelope protein 61. NCBI's taxonomy places the organism in Eukaryota, Viridiplantae, Streptophyta, Magnoliopsida, Fabales, Fabaceae. The record is from RefSeq and is a predicted model, not a curated record. Gene Ontology annotation, molecular function: protein binding.